Messenger RNA from Aspergillus welwitschiae, 1332 nucleotides. RefSeq lists its product as uncharacterized. The coding region runs from base 1 to 1332 and encodes 443 amino acids. The record is from RefSeq and is a predicted model, not a curated record. The transcript is spliced from 2 exons. Lineage: Eukaryota; Fungi; Ascomycota; Eurotiomycetes; Eurotiales; Aspergillaceae.
AUGAAGUGGCUUACCGCAAGACCCUGUGCUCCCAAACUCACCAUUACAAUAAAUAAUCCUAAGCCGAUUUACACAACAUGGGACCGACUCGAGGGCACAAUGACGGUGACUACGCACGAUGAGACUGAAUUCAACAAUAUUAAGAUCACAUUUGAAGGUUCAUCACGAGUGGCCUUACCGCGGCCAAUUACUGAACUCCGUGAACCUACAGCCUCCCACACAUUCCUAAAGCUCCAACAACCUAUUGAAUCACCUAUCUCGACAAAUUUUACUCCUGGAAGACAUCACACAUUUCCAUUCUGCUUCGUGAUCCCAGAGGACCUACCCCUCGGUUCCUGCAUACACGAAAAGAGCAAUGACCAUGCCGAUCAUCGGCAUGUUAAGCUUCCGCCAACACUGCGAUUCGCCAAUUUGUCUCAGGAACUUUGUCGGGUCGCAUACUUCAUUCGUGCUACGGUUUCCCAUUAUUUUCCUGAUGAGAAGAGCGAUAGAUCUACUACUUCUACAAGGGAAAUACGGUUUGUCCCGGCCCAUCAGUGGAACAGCCUCCCGAGCAGCCUUCAGAACUUCAUAUCAUUACAACACAACACGAAACAGCAAGCGAAGAGCAAAACGCUACUUCCUUCGGGAAAACUGCAUGUUUCAGGCUCUUCAGCAAAGCUUCUGCAGAAGCACUGCCUUGAGAGCUCCCCGGGAAACUCCUUCGACACUUAUAUUUCCAUACCGCUUCGCUUCGAAGCUGUGGGAGAAGCGAAGCCUCCACAGUUAAGGAAAAUACAUUUUACGCUCAAGGCUUCAACAUUCCUGGAUACAAAGCCUAAUACCAAGUUUUUCAAGCCCCAUGAGACACAGUACCGACAAGCACAUGUUGAGCACAUAGCGAUGCGUUCAGAGGAUAUCUCAUCAACACAAUGGGUUAGGCAUGAGCCCACCGACCGCACCACAGAGGACAAGAGUGAGCACCAUCUAUAUUACACGACGUCCUUGAUCGCCCCGAUACGCAUACAGAAAAGCGCACAUCUCAUACAGUCAUUCUCUACGUGUCUCCUCUCGCGAGCCUACUUCCUCGACGUACGUAUAACGUACUCUCUGCCUGGGACAGUAGGGGCUCGUCAGACAUUGAAAGCUACGCUGCCUGUCGAUGUCGCUGAGCCUUACGAUGUAUUCGAUAGCAAACCUGCGCUGCCGCUAUGGGACACACUAGACGAGCUACACUCAUUCAACUGGGAUCCCGACCCGCCACCGUACUAUGGUCAUGAAUUCUCGAAGCAUGACAAUCCCAUGAAGAAGGGUCACGGAAAUGCUUUGUCCCAGUAUCAGGUGACUUCUUGA